Messenger RNA from Oppiella nova, 354 nucleotides. The record is from the annotation of a GenBank genome assembly. NCBI's taxonomy places the organism in Eukaryota, Metazoa, Arthropoda, Arachnida, Sarcoptiformes, Oppiidae.
AUGAGCUGGUUGCCAUUAGCUGUGAUGGACAGAGACCUCAAACCGGAUAAUGUGUUGAUUACAUACGACGGGUAUAUAAAGUUAUGUGACUUUGGUUUGGCUAAAGAGGUCGAUAGUAUUGAUUGGUAUCGGAUGUCUAAAACUAAACAUACGGCAGAUGUGGGAACUAUAGAAUAUAUGGCACCGGAAGCCCAGACUAAUGAUUACAAUCAUAAGAUAGAUAUCUAUAGUCUAUCCCUAAUUGGGGCUCAAAUUUUUGGUUUUGAUAUCAACGAUAUAAUUGACGGAAAAUUGGAGGCAAAGACCCGAAUGUUCGCACAUUUGAUGACAAUUGCAGACAUUUAUGACAAAUAA